UCAGUAACUUGGGGGAGAAAACGAACAUUAUAGCAGCGCAUGAAGUUAGCAGACGUGUCCCGAGUCUGUGGGUUGAAUGUAUGAGCAGGCGGCUCACGAGGGGUAAAAGAUAGGCUCACAUCGAGGCUGCCACGAGUACAGAUUCUACGUUUCCACAAAAAGCCCGGGUGCCUCCUCGCAUUCGACCAUUCUCAGCUCUACCAGAAGCAGUGGCAUCAGCUACCUUGACAGAAAGAUUAGAUAUUUUAGUCCGCAGUUUCACACACAUUUUCCAACAAAGAUGAAUUCCCUGAACCUCAUAUGCCUGGCACUUGGUGUGAUGUGCGUCUAUGCUGGAGAUAAGGUACGUUACUUAACUGUUACUGUUAUGUUGUAAAUAAAAGGACUAAGGGUGAUUCUUGGACAAACGUAAGGUAUCCCACGCGUACAUAGGGAGUACCAAAAUACCCGGCCACCAUCAUUAUCAUUGCAGUUUAUUGUUUCCAGUGCCACGAGAGCAUUCUAAUGACAUGGACAUUUAUUUUCAAAGCUUUUUUUAAACAAAAAAAUUAAGCUUCAUUAAUAGCAUAGAUGAUUUAAUAUCAUAAUACUUGUGUUUUAUGAUUUAAAAAAAAUAAAAUUAUCAAAAUUAGCAGUCGCGUUACACGGGGCAGAGUAGGCCUAACAAAGUCUUAUUUCUACCGGGUAACGGCCGUCAUAUUUUUUUUAAAUGUUAGGGGACUGUAACAAUUCAAGGAAAAGGCCAGGAGGUUGCAGAUGCCUAAGCCCAAAGGCUGGUCCUGGCCUAAGGUGGCUCAAUACAGUCAAAAUAUACUUAAAAACAUUACCCCCUCCCCCCCCCCAAAAAAAAAAAAAAAAAAAAAAAAAAAUUUAUAAAAAAUAAAAAUAAAAAAAAAAAAUCAAAAAGAAAAAAAAAAAAAAAAAAAAAAAUAAACUCAAAAAACUUACCCCCCCCCCCCCCCCAAAAAAAAAAAAAAGUUUAAAAUCAAUUUUGUAAAAAAUGUAAUUCAAAACACCAGGGCCAAAGGGUAAAUUAAAAGAGAAGCCGCAUUAAGCGUUAGAGGAAACCAAAAGCUCAAUUUAAGACAAGAUCAAAUUAUGUUAACUAUUAGGCAUUAGGCAUAUUUUACGUAAAUUCAUUCGACGUAUAUAUAGAGCCACACACACACGUGUAAAUACAGCGCCCUGCCCCCCUUUCCAAAAAAAAUAAUAAUAAUACACACACGAAGCACAAACAAUAAGUAAAGGGAAUAAAAAAAAUUAUAGUAAAUGCUAUACAAGCAAUGCUUGUUAUCUUUCUCCAUAGAGCAGACAAUCACGUUUUGUUUCUUUUGUUUAAAAAACGAAAGAAAUGUGAAUAUGCUGGUAGUGGUCGAUUUUCACCAUGAGCUGCAAUGUUUGGGCUGCCACGUCACUGACCUACAUAGCUGGCAGGAGUCAGGGUGGGGGUGGGGUUGGGGGGGGGGGAGAAAGGAACAGGGCAUUGACCAGGUACUACUACUCUGUUUUACAUAGGCAUACCAAGGAUAAUCCCUGUUGCAGUUACUUCCCCUCAUGGUUGCAUCUAUUUUUAACUUAUUUAAAGAUGAAACACCCAACAUCUCUUAUAAAUAAAGGAAUUUUAUUUACUCUUGUUCAUUUUUUUUUUGUUUGCUUUGAAAAGCGAGGGGAGAAAAUAUAAUUGAAUUGUGGAUGGGAAGUUUUUUAAACGCAAUGUUAUGCAUUUUUUUUUUUUAAAGUUUAAACUUUACGGUUUUCUUUAUUAAGAUUAUUUUGCAUGAUAAUCCCUAUUGACAAUUGAGUUUUCAAGGCUAGAUGUGAAAACUACAUGUCCUAAUUUUUAAACUUGUCUAAAUACACAGAAAAGAUGCUAAUUAAUUUAAAUUCUUUAAUUUAUCUUUAUGGAUGAUCCCCACUUUUUAAAAAAUUCAGUAACAAUUUCAAAUUUUAAAAUAGCUUCUGUCCCUUUGUGUGUCUUCCACUUCCAGCCUCUAGUUACAGACAAAGUCUUCUUUGACAUCAGUAUUGGAGAUGAGCCCCUUGGUACAGUUGUUAUCGGUGUGUUUGGAGAUGUUGCCCCAAAGACAGUUAGAAAUUUUGUUGAGUUGGCAUCUCAUGCCAAUGGCUACGGUUAUGAAGGCAGUAGAUUCCACAGAGUCAUUAAUGACUUCAUGAUUCAAGGUGAGCUUUAAAGUUGAAGAUUUAAAAAAACAAAUAUUUUUUUGAAUAUGGAUUUCAGCAUUCAUAAAAAAAAUUUGACCCUGAAUUUUUUUGUACUGAACUAUAAUGUCUGAAACAAAAAGACUAACACAACCUACAAGAUUUACUUCACAAAAAGGGAUUAUUUACUUGUAUAAUAUUAUCUCAAGGAUGCAACAAUCUGGAUGAAAAAAAUAUUUCUAAAAUCUGAUUAUGGCCCAGACCAUAUGUAUUUUAAAAUCUCUAUCUAUAAAAACAAUCAAGAAUAAACUUUUUUUAAUGGAGAUUAUUUUGGAAAACUGGCAUCUUGAAGCAAGAAACUUUUUUUAAAAAAUCCAUUGCAGUCCCAUUUCUUUUCUCACACAACCAAAAAUUUAAACACUUAGCUUCAUCAGAAGUAUUAUUUUCGUUUUAAAUAUUAACAAAAAACUGCAAUAUGAGAUCAUAUGUGUGUUGAUUUCCUGGCUUUUUACAGGUUAAACAAAAAAUGUAAAAAAAAAAAUAAAUGCUUGUUUGCCCUAUCAGGGGGCGAUUACAACAACAAGGAUGGUACAGGCUUCAAAAGCAUUUGGGGCGGAUACUUUGAUGAUGAGAACUUCACUCUUAAACAUUAUGGAGCUGGUUGGAUCAGUAUGGCUAAUGCAGGUAAAGAAGUUAGCACUACCACUAUUUAAAAAAAAUAAAAAUUGUUAUUGUUACAACAUAACACCUACUGAGACAAAGAUUUAAGUUUGAGUGUGAUUUAAUUAUUAUUAGCAAAUAUAAAAUUUCCGUCUUGAAAUAAAAAAGCAAAUUUGAUUGUUAACUUUAUAAAAAUUAGACAGCUGGUUUCAGUGUGUAGCACUUAUAUUUCUAAUCAUAUAACACUGUCCAUGAUGUGUACAAUGCCCAAAAACAUAAUUUUUGUUUUACAUAAACCUAACUUACAUCAAUAUUUUGAAUUGCGCUUCAAAACCUAAUAAUUUAAUUCUACAAAAGAGACUUAUAUUGAUAUUUUAAAUUGUUCUUCAAAACUUAUAAUUUAAUUAUGCAAAAAGAGUUUUCCUAAUUAGUUACAAAAUCUAAAAAAUCACUUUUAAACUCAAUAUGGUCAUUUUAAGAUUGUAAGGUAGCAUAGCAAAUGAUAUCAGAUUUUUGCACUUGAUGACAAAUAGUUUAGAUGCUUUAAAUUGUUCUAUUUUAAAAAUGUUUUUCUGUGUAAGAAUAUUCAUCCAUGUGCUGAAAAUGACAAAGCACAUUGUAAUAAAUUUUUUAUUUUAUUUGGGUCAAUAAAAGGAUCUUAUCUUAUUUUAUCUUAGUUUGAUAAGUCUCAAACUCAAUGGGUAUUUUAUAUAUCUGUAAUAGUUUUUGGUGGCAGACAACAAUUUAAGGAACAAUGAAUAAUAAAUGAUCGAAAUUCCUCUUAUUCUUUAGGUAAAGACACAAACGGCUGCCAAUUUUUCAUCACAUUAAAAGCCACCCCUUGGCUGGAUGGCCACCACACCGUUUUUGGUAAAGUUCUUUCAGGGAUUGACAUUGUUAAGAAAAUUGGGGACACAGCAACUGACUCUACAGAUGCACCAACCGAUGAUGUGGUCAUUUCAAAAUCAAGGGUUGAGCCUGCUAGAGAUGAACAGUUGUACGUUGAACUGGAUGGAGUUGAUGCUUAAUAGAUUUAUUUCAAAUUUAUCAUUAUGUGUGGGUAUAAAAAGGUUUAAAAUAUGUUAAAAUUCCAAUGAAAAAUGGUUCUUAAAAAGUUGUAAAAAGUUGAAGGAAUAAAAUAAAGAUUACCAGUUUUCUUAAGCCAUAAGUUUUAUGGCAGUAUUUAAAGAAAGUCAAGAAAUCAGUCUCUUUAUCUUGAAUGAUUGUUAGUUAAACCCACUACAUCAUCCUGUUAUUAGAUGAUAAAAAUAUUGCCCCAAAAAAACCUAUACUGUCCAUUAAGGUUUCAAAAUUAGCCAGAGUGCUUUUAGAUCAUUGCAACAUUAUCAUAACUAUUCAAAACAGUUUCGAACAUCUAUAAUGCAUCACAUGAUAAGUUGAUUAGCUGUGGGAAUGAAUGUUAAAUGGAAAUGAGAGUGCUUGUAAAAAAAAAUAAUUUUUUUUUGGCAAAUGAUCAAAUCAUUUUUGAUUUAUUCUUUUUAUUGUAUUUGAAUGUUCAAAUGUUUUUAUUUUUUCUUAAUAUCACAUGUUGUUUUAGAAAAUGUUUACAAACUGCUGUUAUUAGUGCCUUACCAGUACUUAAAUUUGAAGUAUUAUCAACAUAUCUGAACAAACUUUGGGCAAGGGCUAAUCAAAGGGCCACAAUGCUUGGUUUGUUUAGUUGAAUUUUUUUCUCUCCAUUUUUAAAAAAAAGAUCUUUUGAUAAGGGUGUUUUUAAUACAAAUUUUCUUACUGAAAUUUAUACAUUGAAUAAAUGUUUUAAC
Molecule: messenger RNA, 4604 nt
Organism: Lymnaea stagnalis (great pond snail)
Lineage: Eukaryota; Metazoa; Mollusca; Gastropoda; Lymnaeidae
Source: the annotation of a GenBank genome assembly